AUGGCCGGAAUUGUUCACCAGGCCCUGGCGCCUUUCACGCUCAAGGGCUUCUACCUCCUCACCUGGGGUGCUGCUCUCGGUACCAACCUCUGGCAGUCGCUCUCGAGCAUUGAGCAGCUCAAGUCCCUCUCCCGCGACCAGUUUGUGUCGCUCCAGUCCAAGGUCGCGCCCGCCUACUUUGCUACUUCAACUGCUCUCACGGGAACACUCCUCCUCACCCACUUGUACUUCCACCCAUCGCUCUUGUCGUCACCCCUCAAGAGCCCUCACUGGUACCAGCUUGAAGAGGGUGUGCAGGCCAUUCUCAUCGCGACUGCGUUUGUGCCCCAGCUCAUCAACCUCCUCGUUCGCCCCCAGGACUCGGGCCCCUCGCUCGAGAAGGGUGCUGCCGAGGCCAAGCCCACGGCGCUGCAAGGUCUCGCCGCGGCGCUCAACAGUGUCUCUGCUCUUGCCCUCAUCGGCCUCGGUCUUGCUGUGAGCAUGUAG
Messenger RNA from Apiotrichum porosum, 486 nucleotides. RefSeq lists its product as uncharacterized. The record is from RefSeq and is a predicted model, not a curated record. Lineage: Eukaryota; Fungi; Basidiomycota; Tremellomycetes; Trichosporonales; Trichosporonaceae. Bases 1 to 486 code for a protein of 161 amino acids. The transcript is spliced from 3 exons.